Strongylus vulgaris is the source of this 1700-nucleotide messenger RNA. The record is from the annotation of a GenBank genome assembly. NCBI's taxonomy places the organism in Eukaryota, Metazoa, Nematoda, Chromadorea, Rhabditida, Strongylidae.
AACGAAGGUGUUACUGAUGAAGAUGAGGAAUCCGACGACUCUGUUAUUUAUGUUGAAGAUGAGGAAUCCGAGGGAGAGGCAUAUCUUGGUGAAGAUCGUGAAGCAACAGUUCUUCAAAACGAAGGUGUUACUGAUGAAGAUGAGGAUUCCGACGACUCCGUUAUUUAUGUUGAAGAUGAGGAAUCCGAGGGAGAGGCAUAUCUUGGUGAAGAUCGUGAAGCAACAGUACUUCAAUAUAAGAAUGGAGAUGCCAUCUCUACGCUCCCAGACUUUGACAAGUUCCCCUUCUCUGAUCGAGAUUCGUCGAUUUCCGCCACUCGUGCUUUUGCUUGGAUGGUAGCACCUUGUGAUGUACAGACAUUCUUCAAAGACUUUUUCCAAUCGAGUGCUCUUAUUGCGAAACGCAGCAUGCCUAACUAUUACUCAAACUUGUUCUCAGUCGACCGUUUAGUGGAACUCCUGGAGAAGGUGAGCUAUUUCCAAGGUUUUCAAGCGAAAAAGUUGAACACAAUAUCUUUCCCUUUUCAGAAUCAUCUGGAAUACGGUCUCAACGUCAAUAUCGCCGAAUACAAGAAUGGAGUUCGUACUACACUAAAUGGGACUGGUCGGGUGUAUCCCAGUCAUCUUAAAGAGCACCUUGCUCUUGGCCGAUCCGUACAAUUUGUCAAUCCGGCUACCUUUGAUGACCGCGUAUGGUAUUUCUGUGAAAUCUUGCAGGAGAUGUUCGGCUGUUUUGUUGGUGCGAACACAUAUCUGACGCCGGCUGGCACUGCUGGCUUCGCUCCUCACUGGGACGAGAUCGACGCAUUCCUGCUACAACUUGAAGGAAAAAAGUAUUGGAAGGUGUAUGCACCGGAUUCGAGUGACGAUGAAUUGCCGUUGGAGCCUAGCGGUCGUUCAGAAAACUUUAACGACAAUGAUAUGAAGGGUCGCAAGCCAACUUUUGAAGGUUGGAUCGAGGCUGGAGAUUUGUUGUACAUUCCUCGCGGAUAUCUGACCCCAGCUGGCACUGCGGGCUUCGCUCCUCACUGGGACGAGAUCGACGCAUUUCUGCUACAACUUGAAGGGAAAAAGUAUUGGAAGGUGUAUGCACCGGACUCGAGUGACGAUGAAUUGCCAUUGGAGCCUAGCGGUCGUUCAGAAAACUUUAACGACAAUGAUAUGAAGGGUCGCAAGCCAACUUUUGAAGGAUGGAUCGAGGCUGGAGAUUUGUUGUACAUUCCUCGAGGGUUUAUACAUCAGGGUUCUACCGCAGAUGAUGCACAUUCUUUUCACCUAACAAUUUCUAGUGGAAGACAAUGGUCAUUCGCAAAUCUUAUGGAAAAAUUGGUUCCUGAAGCAAUAAAAGGUUUGACGGCUAAUCGCUGGAAAAUGCGGAAGUCGCUACCUGUUGGAAUGCUGGAUAUGGGAGGAGUGGCUGGAAUUGACUACCGUAUGGAGGAACAUUUUCAAGAGAAGUGGAAGUCAGUUCUUGACCGUCAUAUGACUGUAUUGCGAAACUCACUAAGAGAAGUUUGCGAUGGAGGCAUAGACCUAAUGGCUAGGGAAUUCAUGAAGACUGCUCUUCCUCCAAAACUUACUGAUGAAGAAAAAACGCUUAGCGCAGUAGGAAUUGGUUCGGACAUUUUGAACGACAGUCCAUUGGAAUUCCGUCCGAGUACCAGAGUUAAGCUUAUUCGAAGACACGCUCAAAGGUAGUU